Molecule: messenger RNA, 1286 nt
Organism: Scatophagus argus
Lineage: Eukaryota; Metazoa; Chordata; Actinopteri; Scatophagidae
Gene: tsnax
Product: translin-associated factor X
Exons: 7
Coding region: 204-1055 (283 amino acids)
Cellular component (GO): cytoplasm; nucleus
Molecular function (GO): sequence-specific DNA binding; RNA binding; RNA endonuclease activity
Source: RefSeq, a predicted model, not a curated record
UGUUACGCGUGUAAAUGGCGCCAAAGCCCCGCGACGAAUGAUGGCCAGAAAAAUGCCUGUUGAUAAAAAUAACCCUGAUAAUUUCUUACAGGUGCCUCGUUACAUUUGGUCGGCAGCACGGACAUCAGUGGUUAAAACAGUUCAGAUUUAACCCUAACCGAGCUUAAAAUAUCUAGAUUUAUUAAAAAAACAACACUGGAGGCAUGAAUAAGCGAGAAGGUGAGGGAUGUCCUCGGAAAAAUGCUGAUGGAGUGCAGGAUGGUGAGGCGAGCGGCAUCCCGUCCUCAUCUGUCAUCUCUGUUUUCAAAGUUUUCCAGCAGGAGCUUGACACCAAACACGACAAAUAUGAACGUCUUGUUAAGAUCAGUCGAGACAUCACCAUUGAGAGCAAGAGGACCAUUUUUCUUUUACAUAGAGUGACCAGUGUACCAGAUACAGAGGAUGUUUUGAAUGAAGCGGAUGCAAAGCUGGAUGGAGUCAGGCAGAAAAUUGGACAAAUCGCUGAAGAGCUGAGAGGAGAGGACAUCUACCAGUUUCACAGAGCUUUCACGCCAGGGAUCCAGGAGUAUGUGGAGGCCGUCUCUUUCCUGCACUACAUUCGCCACCGCAGCCUUAUCAGCCUGGAGGAGAUCAACGCCAGACUGGUGUUCGUGAGGAAAGAGAAGGUGGACCCUAAGGGCUCAGCUGAAGCCCUUCUGCUGAGCGCUCAGGUCCUGACCUUCCAGGUGACGCCCUCAGACUACCUGCUCGGCGUGGCCGACCUGACGGGAGAGCUCAUGAGGUUGUGCAUCAGCAGCGUGGGCAACGGCGACAUCGACACACCCUUCCAGCUCAGUCAGUUCCUGCGGCAGAUCCACGACGGCUUCUCCUAUAUCGGGAACACGGGCCCAUACGAGGUGUCCAAGAAGCUGCACACGCUGCGACAGAGCCUCGGCAAAGUGGAGGACGCCUGCUACACCCUGCGUGUCCGCGGCUCGGAGAUCCCCAAACACAUGUUGGCCGACGUGUUCUCCAGUAGGGCCACGCUCAUGGACCCUGAAGAAGGAGUGGUUUAAUUACCGCGCAGCUUGAGCCACAAUAUGUCAGUGGUGUCAUUGUCUGCUUUCUGUUUGAUGAUUGUCUGUGUUUUUAAUGGGAUUUGACAGAUGUUUAACAUGUUUCCCAACAUGCUUUUUGUUGUCACUGGUACAAUACAAACAGCUUUAUAAUGGACAGUGUUUUUUUCCUUGAUAAAGAUCUGAUGACUUAACUUGUUUUGCUUGAAUAAAAGUUCUGUGCCAAAUACA